CUCACUCCCAUGCAUCAGUACACGCCCCUCGAGGCACGCAGCACCAGCAGCUCAAGAAGCAGCUACAAGACUAAGUUUUCAUCUCACCGGAGAAUAAAAAACCGCAGUGUGAACAGCGACCACCGAAGCACACAAGGAAUAACACGAAGGUGAAGCAUUAGCGCUGACACAAGACAGGACAUCAUUACCAUCGACAACAUCGGAAGCAGCCAGACAGCCCGCAAGCCAGACAGCCCGCCAGCGACAGUCCUAAAUAGGCAACUAACUUUCCCCGUGACAGACGAUCACAGCGCCAUGGCUCCCAUCUCCACCCUCAACACAAUGACAUCCACAAUGGGCCACAGUGACCUGGGCCACAGUCUUAUGGCCUUCGACCUGCCCAUCAGUCGCAGGGGUCACUUCUUCCAGGACUCCUUCUUCGAGAAUGCUCACGAACAGUUCAACAGCACCGUCAGGAGGAUUCUACAGAGGUGGGGAGAGACGGACUUCCUUGGGAAGCAAUGGGACGACCAUAAGCUCUGCCUCUCCAAUUCCCUGAACCGCUACCGCCAGCUGAGGACUCACAACCUAAAGGAGGAGGACCAGGCCGUCACUGUCUCCUCUGAUGUCGCCAGCCAAAAGAUCGUGAUGGAUGUGCACGACUUCGUGGCCGGCGAGGUGAAGGUGAAGGUGACUGGCGAGCGGGAGCUGGUGGUGGAAGGACGCACCGAGACCAAGGAUGGAGACUGGUCAAUGUCCACCAACAGUUUCCGCCGACGCUUCUGUCUGCCGGCCAACACCGACUUGAAGGCCGUGUCCGCCGUGCUAUCUGACGACGGCAUCCUUACCAUCUCUGCCCCGAAGAUGGCACCGGCCCUGGAGGCUGGUCACAUGGAGGUCCCCAUCACGAGGGAGGGCAUGCAGGCUGCCGCCGCCACCGUGGACAGCAGCUCCAAAGUUGCUUCAUCCUCGAGCAAGACCACCGAGGCGGCGAGCUGCACGUGCAGCCACCAGCAGCAGGCGCAGAGCACCGACACUCAAGAGUCUCGCGGGCAAAUCAUUCCCAUCCAACUGGACGGCUCUCAAGAGCCCCAAAGCCCCGCCGCCUCCCAAACCUACGAGACCAAAGUAAACGAAAAGGUUCAACUGGAGAAAAUGGAGUCUGCCGUUAAGAACAUUUCCGAGACAAUCCGCCGCGCCCAGCACUCCGACAGCACCACUGAGGCCAGCACAGCCAGCUGCACCUCCCCGCGGCCGCUGUUUGCCCCGCCCAGCCUCCGAGGACGCAACAUUCUCAUCGCUCCGAGCAGUCUGCUGCCCAUCACCAAGAGAGGGAGAUUCUUCGAUGACGAUUUCUUUGUCAACAUGCGGCAGGACUUCCAGAGUGCAGUGAAUGAUGUGUUGGGCCGCUGGGGCGAGGGCAGCGUGCUGGGCAACGGUCACGACGCCCUCGCCUCGCUGGGUCGGUACCGGCAGCUGAGGGAACGCAACCUCGGCGUGGAGAGUCAGGCUGUAACUGUGUCUGCCGACCAGACCAGCCACAAGAUUGUGUUGGACGUGAACGACUUCGUGUCCGGCGAGGUGAAGGUGAAGGUGGCGGGCGAGCGGGAGCUGGUGGUGGAGGGACGCACCGAGAAAAAGGAUGGAGACUGGUCAGUGUCCACCAACAGCUUCCGCCGACGCUUCUGUCUGCCGGCCAACACCGACGUGAAGGCCGUGUCCGCCGUGGUGUCUGACGACGGUGUGCUCACAGUCACCGUACCAAAGAAAACAACAUCCCCCGCUGGGUCAAUGAUCCCAAUCAAGGUUGAGGGACACAAGGAAAUCAAAAUCGAGACCGCCACCCCCUCGGCACCUGGUACCCCUGCCACCCCGGGCACUCCCGCCAGCCCCGCCGUCCCGCAGCAGCAGUCUUCGCUCACCUCCACUCAAACUGACGCCCAAGUCAGUGGAUCAGUCGGAACAUUUGCGAAGAAAAACACAUCGACCAAGGAGACGACGCAGACGUCCUCACUCCUCAGGCAGCAGCCAGGCUUCCCCACACCCGGAGGCCUGAUGCUGCCCAUCACCACUCGCGGGCUCUUCUUCGGAGACUCCUUUUUCAAAAACACUUGGCAGGACUUCCACGAGGCAGUGAGGGACGUGGUGUCCAAAUGGGGCAACUUCUCAGCUGACGAAGACCUGUCACGCUACAUGACUCUUCGUGCCGCGGACUUGAAGAACGAGAACCAGGCGGUGAAGUCCACGGAGGACGAGGCCAACUACAAGAUUGUUGUUGACGUACAAGGCUUUACGAAGGGCGGCAACAUCACAGUGCGGGCGGUGCAGGACCGCGAGCUGGUGGUGGAGGGCCUCGUGGAGCAGCAGGAGGGAGGUGCCAAGUACAAGAAGCAGUUCCACCGUCGCUUCGUCCUUCCCCACGACAUCUACCCUGAGUCCGUGUCGUCAGUCAUGUCUGCUGACGGCGUGCUCACCAUCACUGCUCCCAAGAAGCCAUCGACCAUCCAGCUCAAGGAGGUCAUCCUGCCUAUAGCUAUCGAGGAGGGUGUAAACAGGACGGAGAGUCUCAGCCAGAUGCCAACCCCGGAGAUCAAGUCCCCUACCCCAGCUCCGGUCAUGAGCCAGCCUCUGUCCGUCGCCCCCGCCGCCAGCUUUGGGAGCGCCACCACCACCAGCACCAUGCACCAGCAGGCUGCGUCUCAGAGCGUUACCUCACAGUCCUCACAGCAGGUGGGUGGCCCCCAGGAACACAUCAUCCCAGUGUCGGUGGAACAGUCGCAUCCCGCGGCGGCGACGGCGACGGUCUCACAAGCACACGCCGCAACGACGUCUGAGUCUCAAGUGCAGCAAACUGCCGCGACUGAAAGCCUCCAGAAGGAGAGCAGCAGCAGCCUAACGCAGCAGCAGUCAGAGCAGAGCAACCUGAAGAUGGUGCCCAUCAGCCACAGGGGCACCUUCCUCAACGACUCCUUCUUUGAGGAUGCCAGGAGACGCUUCGAAGCUCUCACGCAGAAGCAGUCUGCCCUCAAGCCUGCCCUCUCUCCCAGCUGCAGCCUGCUUAGGAGGAACUUCAGGCUGUCGGAACAGGAGGCUCACGUAGAGGAAGACUCCCAUGCCCUCAAGAUAACACUCGACGUUAACGACUUCAUCGGCGGUGAGGUGAAGGUGGGCGUGGAGGGUGGCCGGGCAAUUGUGGUGGAGGGACAAACAUCCUGCGAGGAGGGAACCUCGUCCUCCUCCCGCAACUUCCGGCGGGUGUUCUCCCUGCCACGCAACGCCGACGUGGCGGCCGUCACCUCUGCGCUGUCUUCUGACGGUGUGCUCACCAUCGUGGCGCCAAAGCUGCAGCAGCUCGCCGAGGCCGCCGCCGGCAGCAAGGAAAUGGCAAGCGAGGGCCACACCCGCCAGGAGAUUCAGGGCGCCGGGGCACAGGGCUGGGCGGAGAGCAAGGUCAAGGAAGAGGUCAAGGAGUCCAAUGGCUCCUCUUCCAAGUCCUACAGCAGCUCGUAUGCCUCGCAGCAGGUCUCCUCCCAGAACGUUUUGUGCCUCAAGCGGCGGCGACCUCUCGGCGCUCCCAGCAACGAAACAUUCCCUCGCAAUGAUCAAAGGAACCAGACGGGAAACACAAGAAUGGCGCCAAUGUGUGACAGCCUUUUGGCCUUUCCAGUGAUCUUCAGCUCCCCACACGGCCUGUGUCCUUGCCCGCUGUGGGAUGAUAUCCUCGACCUGAAUCUCCCUGUGUGGCGCAAAGGACUCUUUCUUCAGGACUCCUUCUUCCAGUACGUCUACGAGGCUUUCGAGAAUGCCGUGAGGGAGAUUUUGCAGCGGUGGGGUGAGACAGAGUUCCUGUGGGAGCAGUGGGAUGACCCAAAGGUUCGCCUUACUGACGCCCUCAGCCGCUACCGCCAGUUGCGGACUCACAGCCUAGGAGAAGAGGACCAAGCCGUCACCGUCACCUCAGAUGAUCUUAGCCACAAGAUCGUGAUGGACGUGUACGACUUCGUGUCCGGCGAGGUGAAGGUAAAGGUGGCGGGCGAGCGGGAGCUGGUGGUGGAGGGACGCACCGAGACCAAGGAUGGAGACUGGUCAGUGUCCACCAACAGCUUCCGCCGACGCUUCAGUCUGCCGGCCAACACCGACCUGAAUGGCCUGUCCGCCGUGUUGUCUGACGAUGGCAUCCUCACAGUCACGGCCCCGAGGAUGCAGAUGGGUCCCGAGAUGAUCAUCCCCAUCAGAAUGAGUGGCGAGAACCAGCUCCCUGGGGGGUGGAGGCUCCCCGCGUCUCCCGACUGGCCCCCCAGCCCCCCAGGCGUCCUAUUGCAUCCCCGCGUCAGCGAGUUGAUGGGGAAGAAAGCAAACCUCCAGAAUAAGGCCUUGAAGAAUGCGCCGAAGAACUUUGGUCUGCCAGUCGUGCACAAUAGUUCCCCUCUACCGAUCCCCAAGAUGGGGCCGUUCUUCAGCGAUCCCUUCUUUGGAGACGCAUGGCAGGCCUUCGAGGAGGCAGUACGGGAAGUGCUGUCAAAAUCUGGCGACCUGAGGAGCCCUGAUGACUGGCUGGCGCAGUACAGAACCUUCCGGACCCGCGACAGGACGGAGGAGAGCCAAGCAGUCUGCUGGACCGAGGACGAGGCGGGCCACAAGAUCGUGCUGGACGUUCAAGACUUCAGCAGCAGCGGCGAGGUGGCGGUACAGUUCCUGAGCGAGUGUGAGCUGGUGGUGGAGGGCCGCGUGGAGGAGGAGGGAAAGUGCAGCAGGUCGUGUAGAAGGUUCCAGCGAUGCUUCCUCAUGCCUGGCCCCGUCGACCUUCAGGCAGUGACCUCCGUGAUCUCUGCCGACGGCGUGCUCACCAUCACCGCCCCCAAGAAGGUCCAGCACACGUCCCCAGCACUCCCCCAGGCGACACCCGUGACCCCCGUGGCCGCCCCCGAGAAGAGGCCAGAACCCAUCCCCACCCACCGGCCGCCCCCCGCCCCCCGCAGAGCCGCCACGGAGCCCAUCCCGAGAGUCGAGUCGCCCACCCCCAGCGAGCAAUCCAACGACUCCUGCGACUCGGACGGAAGAUUCUGGACCAUCUUGCCGCCGUCGGGAAAUGGAUCUCUCACCAUCGAGGAAAUAGAGUGACGGGGCUCCUCUCUCUUGAUGACCCCCUUACGACUGCUUCACUGUAUCACGCUACGCCUCGCCACGCCACGCCACGCCACGCCACGCUACACCACGCCUCACCACACCUCCUUAUUUGUCACCUCGCCCUCAUUACAUUUACGAUACUCCUUCACUAUUUUCCUUAUGCCUUAACCAGUACGUCACAAUAUCUUUCAGGACAACAUCACAGUCUCCAGAACCUCACUUGCAACCCCUUGAAUUUGUCACUUCGUCCUCCACAUUACAACUACGAUCUCCCUUCCCUCUUUUUCCCCUACGCCUUCAGAAGCACUUCACUACGUCUUUCUUUCAUCAGGAUAUUCCAGAACCCACACCCUCACUGGCUACUUUACACUCUCAAGCCUUUGCCACAGCGUCUUUAUAACGCUUAGGAUAUUCCCGCACUUGUUUCUCAUUUACGUCUUUACCAACACCUUUAUCAUGUUAGUCAUCGCUUAUAUCCCAACCCCAAGAACCCAAGAUCUCACGGUUACUUUGCACUCCCCUCCCUCUUUACGCUUGUCACCUCGGCCGAACUGCAUAAUAUAUAAGUACUGUUUUUCUCAUCACGUCUUCAGCGCCCGGCCUCCACCACGUCCCUUGGCAACGGACUUAUCUUACACGUCCUUUAAUAUUCCUUUUCAUUACACCGUCGCCUCACUAAGCUUCCACACCAUCACCACCACACUAGGUUAAGCCCACGCAAAGCACCUUCUCCACUCCCUCACCAUGUUUCCUCCACCUCAUCCUCACCUCACCUCACCUCACCACGGCUCCUCACCAAGCUCUCACCCCUUCACAGCCCUUGUCACCACCUCACCACCACGCAUGUCCCUUCACCCCGCCUGGAGAAUCAUCACCAUUACGAUCAUAACGUUCAUAUGACAUUGGUGUGUUUAUAAGAUUCGCUAAAUGUAUAAGGUCAUCGGAUACCUAUACAUAUACAAGAUUAUUAGGCAUAUUGUCUAUUUAGAUAUAUUUUUUUGCCUCUGAAUCUGUACAAAUGAAUAUAUUUUGUCACGUUAAAAAUGAAGUCUUUUUUUAAUUCAGUGUUUUCUCCUUAGUCUUUAUAUAAUUCGCUCAUUUUUAGUUGAGAAUUGUCAGCGUCCUCC
Molecule: messenger RNA, 6233 nt
Organism: Eriocheir sinensis (Chinese mitten crab)
Lineage: Eukaryota; Metazoa; Arthropoda; Malacostraca; Decapoda; Varunidae
Exons: 16
Coding region: 295-5100 (1601 amino acids)
Source: RefSeq, a predicted model, not a curated record